Molecule: messenger RNA, 225 nt
Organism: Iphiclides podalirius (scarce swallowtail)
Lineage: Eukaryota; Metazoa; Arthropoda; Insecta; Lepidoptera; Papilionidae
Source: the annotation of a GenBank genome assembly
AUGCGCAGAGAGCAUCUGCCCUCGGGCCGCUCCCGAGAGGCGAUUUUCGCUAAAUAUAAGCGCGGAAUGAGGUGGGGGCGGGGCGCGCACCACCCGCGGGCAGUCGCACGUACACUAAACCGCGCGGCGGGCGUGCAAAUUCCGCGCGACGGGCGCCGCGCUGGCCACCGCGCGGGGGCAGGGGAGGGCGCUGAUAGAGAAGUGGCGUCGUGUGACCGCUCUCGG